Molecule: messenger RNA, 5721 nt
Organism: Homo sapiens (human)
Lineage: Eukaryota; Metazoa; Chordata; Mammalia; Primates; Hominidae
Gene: HLF
Product: HLF transcription factor, PAR bZIP family member
Exons: 4
Coding region: 526-1413 (295 amino acids)
Biological process (GO): regulation of DNA-templated transcription; regulation of transcription by RNA polymerase II
Cellular component (GO): nucleus
Molecular function (GO): DNA-binding transcription factor activity
Source: RefSeq, marked reviewed
ACUCUUGUCAGGGCCGCGGCACAUGGGCGGCCGGAUGCGCUGAGCCCGGCGCUGCGGGGCCGCGGAGCGCUGGGGAGCAGCGGCCGCCGGCGCGGGGAGGGGGGUGGGGUGGGACGGCGCACCGCCUCCGGUGCUGGCACUAGGGGCUGGGGUCGGCGCGGUGUCUUCUGCCCUUCUGCAGCCGUCGACAUUUUUUUUUCUUUCUUUUUUUCAAUUUUGAACAUUUUGCAAAACGAGGGGUUCGAGGCAGGUGAGAGCAUCCUGCACGUCGCCGGGGAGCCCGCGGGCACUUGGCGCGCUCUCCUGGGACCGUCUGCACUGGAAACCCGAAAGUUUUUUUUUAAUAUAUAUUUUUAUGCAGAUGUAUUUAUAAAGAUAUAAGUAAUUUUUUUCUUCCCUUUUCUCCACCGCCUUGAGAGCGAGUACUUUUGGCAAAGGACGGAGGAAAAGCUCAGCAACAUUUUAGGGGGCGGUUGUUUCUUUCUUAUUUCUUUUUUUAAGGGGAAAAAAUUUGAGUGCAUCGCGAUGGAGAAAAUGUCCCGACCGCUCCCCCUGAAUCCCACCUUUAUCCCGCCUCCCUACGGCGUGCUCAGGUCCCUGCUGGAGAACCCGCUGAAGCUCCCCCUUCACCACGAAGACGCAUUUAGUAAAGAUAAAGACAAGGAAAAGAAGCUGGAUGAUGAGAGUAACAGCCCGACGGUCCCCCAGUCGGCAUUCCUGGGGCCUACCUUAUGGGACAAAACCCUUCCCUAUGACGGAGAUACUUUCCAGUUGGAAUACAUGGACCUGGAGGAGUUUUUGUCAGAAAAUGGCAUUCCCCCCAGCCCAUCUCAGCAUGACCACAGCCCUCACCCUCCUGGGCUGCAGCCAGCUUCCUCGGCUGCCCCCUCGGUCAUGGACCUCAGCAGCCGGGCCUCUGCACCCCUUCACCCUGGCAUCCCAUCUCCGAACUGUAUGCAGAGCCCCAUCAGACCAGGUCAGCUGUUGCCAGCAAACCGCAAUACACCAAGUCCCAUUGAUCCUGACACCAUCCAGGUCCCAGUGGGUUAUGAGCCAGACCCAGCAGAUCUUGCCCUUUCCAGCAUCCCUGGCCAGGAAAUGUUUGACCCUCGCAAACGCAAGUUCUCUGAGGAAGAACUGAAGCCACAGCCCAUGAUCAAGAAAGCUCGCAAAGUCUUCAUCCCUGAUGACCUGAAGGAUGACAAGUACUGGGCAAGGCGCAGAAAGAACAACAUGGCAGCCAAGCGCUCCCGCGACGCCCGGAGGCUGAAAGAGAACCAGAUCGCCAUCCGGGCCUCGUUCCUGGAGAAGGAGAACUCGGCCCUCCGCCAGGAGGUGGCUGACUUGAGGAAGGAGCUGGGCAAAUGCAAGAACAUACUUGCCAAGUAUGAGGCCAGGCACGGGCCCCUGUAGGAUGGCAUUUUUGCAGGCUGGCUUUGGAAUAGAUGGACAGUUUGUUUCCUGUCUGAUAGCACCACACGCAAACCAACCUUUCUGACAUCAGCACUUUACCAGAGGCAUAAACACAACUGACUCCCAUUUUGGUGUGCAUCUGUGUGUGUGUGCGUGUAUAUGUGCUUGUGCUCAUGUGUGUGGUCAGCGGUAUGUGCGUGUGCGUGUUCCUUUGCUCUUGCCAUUUUAAGGUAGCCCUCUCAUCGUCUUUUAGUUCCAACAAAGAAAGGUGCCAUGUCUUUACUAGACUGAGGAGCCCUCUCGCGGGUCUCCCAUCCCCUCCCUCCUUCACUCCUGCCUCCUCAGCUUUGCUUCAUGUUCGAGCUUACCUACUCUUCCAGGACUCUCUGCUUGGAUUCACUAAAAAGGGCCCUGGUAAAAUAGUGGAUCUCAGUUUUUAAGAGUACAAGCUCUUGUUUCUGUUUAGUCCGUAAGUUACCAUGCUAAUGAGGUGCACACAAUAACUUAGCACUACUCCGCAGCUCUAGUCCUUUAUAAGUUGCUUUCCUCUUACUUUCAGUUUUGGUGAUAAUCGUCUUCAAAUUAAAGUGCUGUUUAGAUUUAUUAGAUCCCAUAUUUACUUACUGCUAUCUACUAAGUUUCCUUUUAAUUCUACCAACCCCAGAUAAGUAAGAGUACUAUUAAUAGAACACAGAGUGUGUUUUUGCACUGUCUGUACCUAAAGCAAUAAUCCUAUUGUACGCUAGAGCAUGCUGCCUGAGUAUUACUAGUGGACGUAGGAUAUUUUCCCUACCUAAGAAUUUCACUGUCUUUUAAAAAACAAAAAGUAAAGUAAUGCAUUUGAGCAUGGCCAGACUAUUCCCUAGGACAAGGAAGCAGAGGGAAAUGGGAGGUCUAAGGAUGAGGGGUUAAUUUAUCAGUACAUGAGCCAAAAACUGCGUCUUGGAUUAGCCUUUGACAUUGAUGUGUUCGGUUUUGUUGUUCCCCUUCCCUCACACCCUGCCUCGCCCCCACUUUUCUAGUUAACUUUUUCCAUAUCCCUCUUGACAUUCAAAACAGUUACUUAAGAUUCAGUUUUCCCACUUUUUGGUAAUAUAUAUAUUUUUGUGAAUUAUACUUUGUUGUUUUUAAAAAGAAAAUCAGUUGAUUAAGUUAAUAAGUUGAUGUUUUCUAAGGCCCUUUUUCCUAGUGGUGUCAUUUUUGAAUGCCUCAUAAAUUAAUGAUUCUGAAGCUUAUGUUUCUUAUUCUCUGUUUGCUUUUGAACGUAUGUGCUCUUAUAAAGUGGACUUCUGAAAAAUGAAUGUAAAAGACACUGGUGUAUCUCAGAAGGGGAUGGUGUUGUCACAAACUGUGGUUAAUCCAAUCAAUUUAAAUGUUUACUAUAGACCAAAAGGAGAGAUUAUUAAAUCGUUUAAUGUUUAUACAGAGUAAUUAUAGGAAGUUCUUUUUUGUACAGUAUUUUUCAGAUAUAAAUACUGACAAUGUAUUUUGGAAGACAUAUAUUAUAUAUAGAAAAGAGGAGAGGAAAACUAUUCCAUGUUUUAAAAUUAUAUAGCAAAGAUAUAUAUUCACCAAUGUUGUACAGAGAAGAAGUGCUUGGGGGUUUUUGAAGUCUUUAAUAUUUUAAGCCCUAUCACUGACACAUCAGCAUGUUUUCUGCUUUAAAUUAAAAUUUUAUGACAGUAUCGAGGCUUGUGAUGACGAAUCCUGCUCUAAAAUACACAAGGAGCUUUCUUGUUUCUUAUUAGGCCUCAGAAAGAAGUCAGUUAACGUCACCCAAAAGCACAAAAUGGAUUUUAGUCAAAUAUUUAUUGGAUGAUACAGUGUUUUUUAGGAAAAGCAUCUGCCACAAAAAUGUUCACUUCGAAAUUCUGAGUUCCUGGAAUGGCACGUUGCUGCCAGUGCCCCAGACAGUUCUUUUCUACCCUGCGGGCCCGCACGUUUUAUGAGGUUGAUAUCGGUGCUAUGUGUUUGGUUUAUAAUUUGAUAGAUGUUUGACUUUAAAGAUGAUUGUUCUUUUGUUUCAUUAAGUUGUAAAAUGUCAAGAAAUUCUGCUGUUACGACAAAGAAACAUUUUACGCUAGAUUAAAAUAUCCUUUCAUCAAUGGGAUUUUCUAGUUUCCUGCCUUCAGAGUAUCUAAUCCUUUAAUGAUCUGGUGGUCUCCUCGUCAAUCCAUCAGCAAUGCUUCUCUCAUAGUGUCAUAGACUUGGGAAACCCAACCAGUAGGAUAUUUCUACAAGGUGUUCAUUUUGUCACAAGCUGUAGAUAACAGCAAGAGAUGGGGGUGUAUUGGAAUUGCAAUACAUUGUUCAGGUGAAUAAUAAAAUCAAAAACUUUUGCAAUCUUAAGCAGAGAUAAAUAAAAGAUAGCAAUAUGAGACACAGGUGGACGUAGAGUUGGCCUUUUUACAGGCAAAGAGGCGAAUUGUAGAAUUGUUAGAUGGCAAUAGUCAUUAAAAACAUAGAAAAAUGAUGUCUUUAAGUGGAGAAUUGUGGAAGGAUUGUAACAUGGACCAUCCAAAUUUAUGGCCGUAUCAAAUGGUAGCUGAAAAAACUAUAUUUGAGCACUGGUCUCUCUUGGAAUUAGAUGUUUAUAUCAAAUGAGCAUCUCAAAUGUUUUCUGCAGAAAAAAAUAAAAAGAUUCUAAUAAAAUGUAUUCUCUUGUGUGCCAGGAGAGGUUUCAGAAACCUACCUCGUCUUACAAAUUUAAACACUUUGGAGUCUGUACAGGUGCCUUAUAUGUAGGUCAUUGUCACGAUACACACACACGAACACUCCCUCUGGACUGGCUGCCUCUCCAUCCAGGGCAGUUAACUAGCAAACAAGGCAGAUCUGCUUCAUGGAGCGGGAGGCCAUGGCUUGACUCUGAGUGAUUUGGGUCAACCGGAGUCAGACGCAUGUCUGCACGCUGCAGCUAUUAUGAGAGUCCCUUUGUCAUUUUUCACCUUUUCAUCCUAAGCAUCUUUCAGAGAUUAAUUAUUUGGCCAUUAACAAUGAAUCCAAAUCAUAUCAUACUGACAUCAUCUAGACAUGAUUUGGAAGGAACAGCUUAGGACCUCCUGAUGAGGUCACAUUGUUGUUUCUUUUAACUAGACUUGGCAAAGAAAGGCAAAAAUUGACCAGCCUAUCUUUCUGCUGGUGCUGCCUUAAGGAGGUAGUUUGUUGAGGGGAGGGCUGUAGAUCAUUACUUCUUUCUCUUCAGGAAGUGGCCACUUUGAACCAUUCAAAUACCACAUUAGGCAAGACUGUGAUAGGCCUUUUGUCUUCAAAUACAACAGGCCUCCACUGACCCAUCCCUCAAAGCAGAAGGACCCUUUGAGGAGAGUACAGAUGGGAUUCCACAGUGGGGUGGGUGGAAUGGAAACCUGUACUAGACCACCCAGAGGUUCCUUCUAACCCACUGGUUUGGUGGGGAACUCACAGUAAUUCCAAAUGUACAAUCAGAUGUCUAGGGUCUGUUUUCGGAAGAAGCAAGAAUUAUCAGUGGCACCCUCCCCACUGCCCCCAGUGUAAAACAAUAGACAUUCUGUGAAAUGCAAAGCUAUUCUUUGGUUUUUCUAGUAGUUUAUCUCAUUUUACCCUAUUCUUCCUUUAAGGAAAACUCAAUCUUUAUCACAGUCAAUUAGAGCGAUCCCAAGGCAUGGGACCAGGCCUGCUUGCCUAUGUGUGAUGGCAAUUGGAGAUCUGGAUUUAGCACUGGGGUCUCAGCACCCUGCAGGUGUCUGAGACUAAGUGAUCUGCCCUCCAGGUGGCGAUCACCUUCUGCUCCUAGGUACCCCCACUGGCAAGGCCAAGGUCUCCUCCACGUUUUUUCUGCAAUUAAUAAUGUCAUUUAAAAAAUGAGCAAAGCCUUAUCCGAAUCGGAUAUAGCAACUAAAGUCAAUACAUUUUGCAGGAGGCUAAGUGUAAGAGUGUGUGUGUGUGUGUGUGCGUGCAUGUGUGUGUGUGUGUAUGUGUGUGAAUAAGUCGACAUAAAGUCUUUAAUUUUGAGCACCUUACCAAACAUAACAAUAAUCCAUUAUCCUUUUGGCAACACCACAAAGAUCGCAUCUGUUAAACAGGUACAAGUUGACAUGAGGUUAGUUUAAUUGUACACCAUGAUAUUGGUGGUAUUUAUGCUGUUAAGUCCAAACCUUUAUCUGUCUGUUAUUCUUAAUGUUGAAUAAACUUUGAAUUUUUUCCUUUCUUUCAUGUAUUUUUAUUAACAGUUGGCUAGCAAUGGUAUUCUGUUCCCACCUCGGUAGCAAAGAGACCAUUUGUAGAGAUUAUUACCUAGAUAAUAAAAUGAUAAUACUAUAUAAUUAGUAA